Messenger RNA from Cynara cardunculus var. scolymus (artichoke), 1677 nucleotides. Its product is annotated as putative E3 ubiquitin-protein ligase UBR7. Gene Ontology annotation, cellular component: cytoplasm. The record is from RefSeq and is a predicted model, not a curated record. Gene Ontology annotation, molecular function: ubiquitin protein ligase activity; zinc ion binding. The transcript has 6 exons. Bases 226 to 1416 code for a protein of 396 amino acids. Lineage: Eukaryota; Viridiplantae; Streptophyta; Magnoliopsida; Asterales; Asteraceae.
GAGCCCUAAAUUCCAUUUUUCUCACAUCCCACACGCCUUCGGUCUCUUCAAAUUUACGAUAUCUUCAUUCAUAGCUAUGUACAAAUUAUCGACCAUCAUCUCUGCUGGAUCAGCUACAAGGCAACGUUAGAUUCGUUUAUUCGAUCAGGAAGUUUAAGCUGCUUUUCAAGUACUUAGGGUUUUGUUUUCUUCGAGAACAACACCUUUUGUUUCAUCGGGCCAACAAUGGCUGAUGUAUUCGAAGAGGAAACUGAGCAAACAGUUUCACUGAAUGAGUAUCUUGAUGAAGUCGAGGAUCAGGAACUUGAAGCGGAUUUAGUUUUGGGUGGAGAUGAGGGAAAGGAGUGCACGUACGUCAAAGGUUAUAUGAAGAGGCAGGCAAUUUUCUCAUGCUUAACAUGCACUCCAGAGGGAAAUGCCGGUGUUUGCACAGCGUGUAGUUUGUCUUGUCAUGAUGGACAUGAGAUUAUAGAACUCUGGACAAAGAGAAAGUUCAAAUGUGAUUGUGGUAAUUCAAAAUUUGGAGAAGCCUUCUGCAAACUUUUACCAAGCAAAGAUAUUGAGAAUUCAGAGAAUUCCUACAACCAUAAUUUCAAGGGCAAAUACUGUACCUGUGGUCGACCUUAUCCGGAUCCUGAUGUUGAAGAGCAAGUAGAGAUGAUCCAAUGCUGCAUAUGUGAGGAUUGGUUUCAUGAGGAGCAUCUUGGCCUCGAGUCUACCAAUGAGAUACAGAUACCAAGAGAUGAGGAAGGAGAACCUCUGUACGAAGAUCUCAUCUGCCACAUCUGCUCACCAAUCUGUUCUUUUUUAAACCUCUACCCUCAAACCAUACGGGCGUUGCAUAAACAACAAGAUACUGCAACUAAUGCCAAAGAAAAGGGCGUGGAAACCGCACCUUCGGCUUCUGGACCCUCAAUAAAUCUUGAAAAUGGCACUUCAGAGUUUCAUCAUGUAGAUCCUACUGUAUCUGAUGAGAAGGGUAUGAUUAUUGGCGAGAAAUCUGAUACGUGUCUUCUUGGUGUUGACCUGUUGACCACUGAAUUGACCUCGGAAAAAAGUCAACCGAUGUUUCUCUCGAAGAAUUGGAGGGAGGCACUCUGUGGAUGUGCAAGGUGUUCGGGCUUCUAUGCCGAGAAGGGAAUCAGUUUCUUGCUUGAUAAGGAGGAUUCUAUUGCUGAAUAUGAGAGAAUGGCAAAGCAGAAGAGGGAUGAAAAAAUGCAGCAACAAGAAGGGGCGGAAUUGAGUUUUCUCAGUAAUCUUGGGCAUGUGGAGAAGAUGGAAAUCCUUUCGGGCAUUGCUGACAUGAAAGACGAGAUCCGUUCUUUCCUGGAAUCCUUUGAUGCAUCGAAGCCAAUCACGACUGAUGACAUCCACCAAGUCUUCGAUAACCUCAAGAAACGCCGACGAAUGGACUGAUUGAUUCAGAUCCAUGGUUCUUUUGCGACUAAAUCUGUAUGGAUUUGUGUCGUAAGUCACCCUUGUCUUCGAAAGAACCGACACUCUUGUUUUUAUAGGUAUGUAUGUUAAUUUGCAUCUCUGAUGCUAUAAGAACUGAGAAGUGGAUCUUGGUUCAGACAUGCUAUGCUUGUGGUGUUUGUACUUGGUGUUCUUGAUUUGCAACUUGGGAUCAUGUGAGAAUAACCGUUAAUAUGAGAAUGAUGAAAAUGUUUCCGAGUC